AUGACUGUGGAAGAGCAAAUCAAAGCUGAAGAUGAAGAUCAAGUGGUUAAUCAGAUCAUUGAAGAAGGUGAAAAGACAGAGUUGAAAGAUGAUAAGGAGCUCAUGGAUUUCAAUGAGUUAUCUGUGGAUUUUAAACUAGAAAGAUUACAAAAUUUGGUGAAACAAAGUCAAGUUUUCUCAAGUAUUAUUAGCGAUACAUUAUUAGAAAAUAGUUUAUCCAAGAGAAAGGCAAGAGAAGAAGAAAAAGUGAAACAAGAGACAAAUGAUGUGAGAGUUCAUGAUGAACCUCCAAAGAAAAAGUCUAAAAGGGGUAGAAAAUCUUCAAAAGAAGCUAAAAAUCAAUCACAAAUCUUGGAUUUCUAUUCAACUUCUGUAUCAGAUGAGACAAAAUUAACUAAAUCCAAAUUAGAACAAUCCCAAUCUAAUAACAACUCUACUAUUAAACAACCUUCAUUAGUAUCAGGUACUGAGAUGAGAGAUUAUCAAUUAGAAGGUACAGAAUGGUUAAUUACAUUAUAUGAAAAUGGUCUAAAUGGGAUAUUAGCAGAUGAAAUGGGAUUAGGUAAAACUAUUCAAUCUAUUGCAUUGUUAGCAUUCUUGUAUGAACAAGGUAUUAAAGGACCUUUCCUUAUUACUGCACCAUUAUCAACAGUAGGGAAUUGGGUUAAAGAAUUUGCUAGAUUUGCACCAUCAUUACCUGUUUUAGGUUAUGUUGGAUUAAAAGAUGAUAGAAAAUUAUUAAGAGAGGAUAAUUUCCAAAAUUGUUCCAUUAUUGUUACAAGUUAUGAAAUUGUUCUUAGGGAUUUAGAAUUUUUGAAUAAGAUUAAUUGGAAAUUUUUGAUUGUUGAUGAAGGUCAUCGUUUAAAAAAUUUAAAUUGUAAAUUAAUCAAAAAUUUAAAGAAAUUGAAAACUAGUAAUAGAUUAUUAAUCACUGGUACACCAUUACAAAAUAAUUUGAAUGAAUUAUGGUCAUUAUUAAAUUUUAUAUUACCUGAUAUUUUCCAUGAUUUAGAAUUAUUUCAAAAAUGGUUUGAUUUUAGUUCAUUAAAUUCAUUACAACAAAAUGUUAAAGAUGAUCAAACCAAAAAAUUAAUUGAUUCCAAAAUUCAAGAAAGUUUAGUUAAUAAUUUACAUACAAUCUUGAAACCAUUCUUAUUAAGAAGAUUGAAAAAAGAUGUUAUCAAAAAUUUGCCACCAAAAAGAGAAUAUAUCGUAUAUGGUUCACUUACUUCAAAACAAUCAGAACUUUAUAAACAUGCAUUAUUUAAAUCUUUAAAAAAAUCAAUUUUGAAAUUUGCCCUUGAAGAACAUAUUGGUGUUAAUAAUUUAAAAUUAACCAAAGAAGAAAUUGAUGGAUUUUUAUUUACCAAGAUGGAUUCAUCUUAUUUAGAAUCACAAGAUGAAAUAACCGCUGAUGAUAGAUUAUUAAGAUCUGAAAAACAAGAAUUAUUGAAAUUGAAAACAUCCAAGACAAAAUUAACUAAAAAUGAUAAACUUUUACAAAAAUCAUGGAAUUUAGUUAAUAAAUGGGUUGAUACUAAAAAUUUACAAAAUUUAUUAAUGCAAUUACGUCAAAUUUGUCUUUCAACUCAUUUAUUUUAUUUCCCAUGGGAAGAUGAAUCAUAUAUUGAUUUAGAAAGAUUAUUAUCAAAUUCAUCAAAAUUACAAAUCUUGGAUCAAUUAUUACCAAAAUUAUUAAAUAAGGGUCAUAAAGUUUUAAUUUUCUCACAAUUUACCAAAAUGCUUGAUUUAAUUGAAGAUUAUUUAGAAUUGAAAAAUUUACAAGUUAGUAGAUUAGAUGGAUCAGUUAGUCAAGAAGAUCGUGAAAUUGAAAUUCAAAAUUUUAAUAAUAAUGAAGAAGUUAAAAUUUUCUUAUUAAGUACUAGAGCUGGUGGGUUAGGUUUAAAUUUAACAAAAGCUGAUAGUGUUAUUAUAUUUGAUAGUGAUUGGAAUCCACAAGUUGAUUUACAAGCUAUGGAUCGUGUUCAUAGAAUUGGACAAACAAAACCAAUUGUUGUUUAUAGAUUAGUUAUUAAAAACACAAUCGAACAAAUUAUAUUAGCCAAGGCAGAUUCUAAAAGAAAAUUGGAAAAAUUAGUUAUUCAAUUGGGUAAAUUUGAAUCAUUGAAAAAAUUAAUGAAACAUGAUAAUCAAUAUACUUUUUCACAAAAGAAGGAAACAAAUAAAGAAGAAAAUCAAUUGGCUCAAGAACUUGCAGCUUUAUUAGAUGAUAAUAGAUUUAAAGAUAGUGGUUAUACUAUAAAUGAUUCAAAAUUAUCUGAAUUGGAAUUGAAUGAAUUAUUAGAUAGAAGUGAUGAAGCUUAUAAUAGAGGGAUUGAAUAUUAUCAAGAUGAAAAAUUCAAACAUAUUCAAAUCUUUGAGACUACAGCAACAUUUACAUGA
Hansenula ciferrii is the source of this 2403-nucleotide messenger RNA. It is a transcript of the gene IRC5, whose product is annotated as putative ATPase. NCBI's taxonomy places the organism in Eukaryota, Fungi, Ascomycota, Saccharomycetes, Phaffomycetales, Wickerhamomycetaceae. Gene Ontology annotation, molecular function: DNA binding; ATP-dependent chromatin remodeler activity; ATP binding. Bases 1 to 2403 code for a protein of 800 amino acids. Gene Ontology annotation, cellular component: nucleus. The record is from RefSeq and is a predicted model, not a curated record. The transcript has a single exon.